UUUUUUUUUAUUUUAUGUAUUUCAAGAUAAUAUUGAUUCAGAAGAAAUUAUCACCUUUGACCACCAUAUUACUCCAACCUUGAAUGACACUUCAUUAUGCUCAGAAGAUAAAACAUUAACUUCUUCUUCAGUAGCCCGUCCACCUAAAUCACCUUUACGACAACGCAGCCAUGAGUCAUUACCUUCAAACGAUGAUCCUCGCGCACGACGACCUUCUGCACCCAACUUUUCUACAUCAACUCAACAAGACGAUUGGACAGCAAGUGAAUUUAGUAGUGUUGCAUUAUCCCGUUGUUCCUCUAGUCAUUCCACUUGCUCCUCUUUAUCUUCUGUUUCUUCAGUAGCUUCUAGUGUCCCAAAAACUCCCAACACGCCUAUUCCUUCGACAGAAAAUGAUGAUAUGGUAUCAAAAGAGAUGGAAAAACAGCCAUUGGAUGAUCUUUCCUCUUCACAACAACGCUCGCGACGAAAAUCAUCUCCUCAAAGUACUACUCUCCCUCGUCGCCAUGCUCGUGAUUCCACUUCUCAUCGUCAUCAACAUCAAAUCAUAAAGCCUGGAAGUCUUGGACAUAGCUCUGGAAAUCGAGCUGCUGCCAAUGGUCGUAUGCAUGAAAAAUUAUUACUGAAAACACGAGAUGGAUCAUCAAGUACCCAAUACCAACUGGGAAACUGUAUAGGGAAAGGACAAUUUGGAUCUGUAUUCAGAGCUUUGGAUCUUGGAACUGGUGAAAUUGUAGCCGUCAAGCGAAUCAAAUUUGAAGAUGGAGAAUUGGACAAAGAAAUUACGAAAGAGGUGUCCCUAUUGAAAACUUUAUCUCAUAUGAAUGUCAUUUGUUAUUUGGGAUUUAUUCGUAGCAAACAUCAUAUCAAUAUCAUCCUUGAAUAUGCUGAAAAUGGUUCACUCAUGUCAACAUUGAAAUCCUUUGGUGCCUUUCCUGAAAAACUUGUCUGCUCAUUCUGUAUUAAAAUUCUCAAUGGACUGGAAUAUCUUCAUAGCAACGACGUUGUCCAUUGUGAUCUCAAAGCCGCGAACAUCUUGACGACGAAAACUGGUGAUGUUAAACUCACUGACUUUGGUGUCUCCUUGAAUUUGAAAAUCAAACCUGCUGACGCUGAAUCUGUUUCUGGAACACCUAACUGGAUGGCCCCUGAAGUAAUCGAAUUGAAAGGUGCUUCUACCAAAUCGGAUAUAUGGUCACUUGGAUGUACAUUGAUCGAACUUGUUACUGGAAAACCGCCUUACGCCAAUAUAGUACCAAUGUCUGCUAUGUUUCACAUUGUUGAAGAUGAUUAUCCACCAUUACCCAAAAACAUAUCGGAGGAAAUGAGAAGUUUUUUGGUAUGCUGCUUCCAGAAAAAUCCAAACGAUCGUCCAACCGCAACCCAACUGAAAAAUCAUCUUUGGCUACGAAAGAACCGUAAACAAUUGAAAAGGAACAAGACUUACUCUCAAAAUCUCUCUGCCAAUGCACAAAAUCAUCAUGACAAACGAAGUAGUACCGGUAGCAGUAUCAACGGACAACAACAAUCUCACAGGCACCAUUAUUCAAGAAGACAAUCAUUUCAAUCAUCAAGACCAUCUUCAUUCUCUGGUCAAUCCUCUACUGAUCGAACUUCCAUAAGACAAAGUAUGGAUAGCGCAAUUGAUGACAUACCAUCUCGUCGGUCUUCUCGCGCUCUUUCCCUCCGCAAAGAACAGCCAUCACUAUCUCCUUUGUUUCCUAUGUUUGAUCAACCUGGAGACUAUAUUACUCACCGUUUCAUUGAUACCUCAUUUGGAAGACUCAUCGAAUGCAAAGUCUGUGGUGACAAUAUUACGGCCCAUGCGACGUUUUGUCAAGUAUGUGGUCUCACAUGUCAUGAUCAAUGCAAGAAAUUAGCCUUUUCUUGUCCACCAAAGGUCAAGAAUCAACAACCAUCAUACGACUGGGUGUUUUCUGCCAAAAUCUACAACCAUCAAAAUCAAUCAAAUCACACUUCUGACUCAUCUUUGCUCGAUCAGCAACAUCCAUUAUCUCUGUCUAAACGCUCUGGAAGCAACUCAUUAUCAGAUCAUCCUCACGCCGACAGUAUUCGACGUUAUUCUGAAGCUCUUGGAUUAACUGCUCAAGAACAGCAAGCUUUAUGUGAUAACCCUGCUCUGUUAUCGCAUACUUUGGCCUUGGAAAAGAUGGACAGUGCUACCGUGGAACGACUACGAAAGGAACAUCGCCGUCAAUUAUCUUCCAACGGCAAUAGCAACAACAAGGAUUGUAUCAUCAGCUGAUGGCUACAUUUAUUUGGUUGAUUUGAUUCGUUUUAUUUUAUCAGUAUAGUCUUUCCUAUUUACUUUUUUUCUUUCUAUUAUUUACCUUCUAUCUUUGAUUUUUUCCCCUUAUCUCCAUCUAUAUCUAUUUACUUUAUCUUUCUACUGAUUUCCCUAUUGAUCCUCUGUAUAUUUUUAUAUUUUAUCCAACCUUAAAACCAAUAAAGAGCUUCUUUCGGUUUUGUUUAACCAUACCAAU
Molecule: messenger RNA, 2504 nt
Organism: Halteromyces radiatus
Lineage: Eukaryota; Fungi; Mucoromycota; Mucoromycetes; Mucorales; Cunninghamellaceae
Product: kinase-like domain-containing protein
Exons: 11
Coding region: 401-2266 (621 amino acids)
Biological process (GO): protein phosphorylation
Molecular function (GO): ATP binding; protein kinase activity
Source: RefSeq, a predicted model, not a curated record